This is a messenger RNA of Spodoptera exigua (beet armyworm), 2492 nucleotides long. Lineage: Eukaryota; Metazoa; Arthropoda; Insecta; Lepidoptera; Noctuidae. The record is from the annotation of a GenBank genome assembly.
CAUACCGGUUGUGGCUAAAUGUGCAGUGUUUUCGUGAUUAUCUGUGAUUGUGUGUCUGAAAUUAUGUGGUGUGAAUCGUGGUAGAUUAUAUUCUGCUUAGUGUACGUGACUAGGACUGCAAUGGAUAAAAAGCGUUCAAGCGCGGGGUUACUGGCGCCGCAGCUUGCAUGCCAGUCAUCGUCACCAGCAGCGGCUGCGCCGGCGCCACCACUCCCCGCGCCCACGUCACCGCCCCGCGUCGUCUCCGCCCCGCCCGCGCCCACCCAACCACCACCAGACCCCGCUCCCCAAGACCAGGAAGAUGGCGUCAGAUUACGGCGAACACAUACAGUCGCUGUACGAGACUACCUCAAGAGGGAAACGCAGACAUUUUUCGGCGUUCAGAGGGAUAAUGAGAGGGAACAAAGACGGCUGUGGUAUGAGAGGCGGAGGAGGCACGCGGCGCGGGCGCUCGGUGACCUCCGGCCCGACCUGCCAGCAGAUCAUCAUCCUGAUGAUGAUGAUAUUAGUAUGUACGGAGCGUCGGGCGCAGCACCAAGAGAGGCGCGGGGGCGGGCGCGAGAGCGGCCCGACGUGUUGCCUGCGCCGGCGCCGCUCGAGGAGCCCGCACCGCCCUCGCUUCCCCGUCCGGGGAAAGACAGUGUGGCGCGGCUCACGCUUACCGGGCUUUCUUAUGUUGUUACUGCGGUGACGCGGCGCUCGCGUCAAUCGACGUCGGCACAAUGGUCGCGAUCGUUCCGCGGCACGGCGCCCUUGCAUGAUGAAGUUGACGUCGAUGACGUGUUCUUCGCACCACCGGCAUCCACCACGCCUCUGCAGCAUCAUGAUGAUGCUGAUACUGUUGACGGAUCUAAGGGGGCAAGAUCCCCAAUCGGUUCGACAAGCGUGGAGUAUCGAAGGCCAGAGCGGAGUGUGUCUUGGGGCGCUGGGGGAGCGCGUAUCCACACACCGAUGCUGGAACCUCUGGCAGACAACUCAAAUAGGCGACAAUUCGGCAUGGGCGUUGUUGGUAGAUUCUUUAGACGUUCGCUCAGAAAAUCAGUGGCACAUCAAGAAGAGGUGGCGCGUCAGCUGGACGAGCUGACGGACUACCGACCUUAUUUCACGUGGUGGGUGAGCACAGUGCAGACUCUGGUGCUGUUACUGUCACUCCUCUGCUACGGGUUCGGUCCUGUCGGCUUCGGCAGGCACACACAUUCCGGACAAGUCUUGGUGAAGAGCUUGAGUUUACAGCAGGUUGAAUGGGAAGAACCGGCUUCAUUUUGGCUGGGGCCUCGGGCAGCUGACUUAAUACAUUUAGGAGCAAAAUUCGCUCCGUGCAUGAGACGGGACGCAAGGAUAGCAAGAGCAAUAGCAGCUUCAGCUAGGAGAGAAAGAGACACAGCAUGCUGCAUACGAAAUGAUGAUUCAGGAUGUGUGCAGUCCUCAAAGGCUGAUUGUUCGAACACGAUCUCGACGUGGAAGAAAUGGUCAUCGGGAGAGUCGGGGCCUGGUGGUCGGAUAUCAGGGUCCGUUUGCGGAUUAGAUCCCAAGUUCUGCGAAGCACCGCGCUCAAUAGCACCUCAUGAAUGGCCGGACGACAUCACAAAAUGGCCGAUCUGUCGCAAAUCAGUUCUAGACGGAUCUGCGGCCGCUGGUCGGGCAGGUCAUGCGGCAGAACACAUGGCCUGUGAGGUCAUUGGUCAUCCCUGCUGUAUAGGAGUUCACGGGCAAUGCGUCAUCACCACCAGAGAACAUUGUGACUUCGUUAAGGGUUAUUUCCAUGAAGAAGCGUCAUUGUGUUCACAGGUGUCUUGUCUUGACGACGUUUGCGGCAUGCUGCCUUUCAUGCGGCGACGUCGACCGGACCAGCUGUACCGGGCGUGGACGUCUUUAUUCGUUCACGCUGGUCUACUGCACCUAGCAGCCACGCUGGCACUGCAGUGGCUCUUCAUGAGGGACCUGGAAAAGAUGGCCGGGCCAGUUAGGAUAGCUGUCAUAUAUUUAGGAAGUGGGGUCGCCGGAAAUAUGGCUUCAGCCAUAUUUGAACCUUAUAGAGCGGAGGUGGGGCCAGCUGGAUCGCAUUUUGGUUUACUGGCGUGUCUAAUAGUAGAAGUAAUAGGGGCGUGGCCUCUCCUGAGGCAUCCGAAACGAGCACUUUUAAAACUAGUCGGUAUAGCCAUAGCGUUGUUCCUCCUGGGUCUUUUACCCUGGAUCGAUAACUUCGCGCAUGUUUUCGGCUUCGUGUUCGGAUUUUUACUAGCGUAUGCGUUACUGCCAUUUAUAACGUUCGGUCCUUACGAAAGACGAAGAAAGAUCGCAUUAGUGUGGGUCUGUAUGGUGUCGGCGGGCGGGAUGUUAUGCGCGCUGGUCGCGUUGUUCUACGCGGCGCCGGCGUACGAGUGUGCAGCGUGUGCGUACUUCACGUGCUUACCGUUCGCGCCCGACAUGUGCGCGUCGCAAGACGUGCGCGUGCGCCAGCUGGACGGGGUAUGACGGCGCGCGGCCCGGGC